UAAAUAGCAUAGAAAAGUUAAAACUCAUAGCCAUUGAAAAUUUAUUCAAUAAACAGUUUUACAAAGAUGUCGCUUGUUGCAGCUACGAUUUCAAUUUGGCUAAUAAUUCCGAUAUUAUUAUUAUCGGGAUGGAGAUUACUGGACUGGAUUUGGUUAAGGCCGAAGAAAUUAGAGAAGCUUUUAAGACGGCAAGGUUUCGCCGGAAAUUCUUACCGGAUUCUUCACGGCGACUUGAAGGACAUAGCCGCCAUGAGAGAGCAGGCCAUCUCCAAGCCCAUGAACUUCUCCAAUCAUAUCGCUCCACGUGUCAUUCCUGCUGUUUAUCAUACUAUUCAGAAUUAUGGCAAGAAUUCAUUCAUGUGGUUGGCCCAUAACCAAGAGUGCACAGGCAUGGACCCUGAACAACUUAAAUUGUGUUUCUCAUGA
Molecule: messenger RNA, 426 nt
Organism: Benincasa hispida (wax gourd)
Lineage: Eukaryota; Viridiplantae; Streptophyta; Magnoliopsida; Cucurbitales; Cucurbitaceae
Source: RefSeq, a predicted model, not a curated record